GCUUUACUUUGCUACAUAAUACCAUGUGUCCACAGGCCGCAGUCGCAGGAGGCACGACCAUGAUCCUGGACUUUGUCAUCCCACAGAAGGGGUGUUCACUCUUAGAAGCCUAUGAGCGGUGGAGAACAACGGCUGACCCCAAAGUCUGCUGCGAUUACUCCCUUCAUAUGGCAGUAACCUGGUGGGAUGACACUGUCAAGAAGGAAAUGGAGACUCUUGUUCAUGAAAAAGGUGUCAACUCUUUUAAGAUGUUCAUGGCAUACAAAGACGUCUUCAUGCUGCGUGACCAUGAGCUCUAUGCCGUAUUUGCCCAGUGUAAAGAGACUGGAGCAAUAGCUCAAGUCCAUGCAGAGAAUGGAGACCUUAUUGCAGAGGUGAGAAGUAUUCUGAGUUGUCGAGUGGUGUUUGGAGAGCCCAUUGCGGCUGGACUGGGCACAGAUGGCACUCACUAUUGGCAUAAGGAUUGGGCUCAUGCUGCUAGUUUUGUCAUGGGCCCACCUUUGAGACCAGACCCCAGUACCCCUGGAUAUCUGAUGGACCUGCUGGCCAAUGAUGAUCUAAGUGUAACAGGAACAGAUAACUGCACAUUCUCAGUGUGCCAGAAAGCCCUAGGGAAAGACGACUUCACCAAAAUCCCAAACGGAGUCAAUGGUGUUGAAGAUAGGAUGUCCGUAAUAUGGGAGAAGGGAGUGCACAGCGGAAAAAUGGACGAAAACCGGUUUGUAGCUGUCACCAGUACUAACGCAGCAAAAAUCUUCAACCUUUAUCCUCGAAAAGGAAGAAUUGCUAAAGGCUCUGAUGCAGACCUGGUCAUAUGGGACCCAAAGGCCACCAGGGUGAUUUCAGCAAAGACGCACCACCAGGCUGUGGACUAUAACAUUUUUGAGGGAAUGCUGUGUCAUGGACUUCCAGUGGUCACGAUCUCCAGGGGGAAGGUGGUUUAUGAAAACGGGCAACUGUUCACAAACCCGGGCGCGGGACGAUACAUCCCACGGAAACCCUUCGCUGAAUUUGUGUAUAAGAGAAUUAAUCAGCGGGAAAAGGUUGGAAAGCCCAGUGCUGUGUGCAGAGAACCGUACACUGGAGAAAUCAUAUCUGUAGCCCCAAAAUAAUCCUGAAUCAUGGUAGAAAAAUGUUUUAUAAGGAUGUUUUAUAAGAUAGAUUUGCAGUAUACUAUUAAAAACGAAGACCCCAGUUACAACCAAAAAAGGGCUUUACAGCCUAAUGCCACAGAAGAAACUUUUCAAGCUUCACAAAUAACUUUUUGGUGCUGCAAAGCACC
Molecule: messenger RNA, 1282 nt
Organism: Sinocyclocheilus grahami
Lineage: Eukaryota; Metazoa; Chordata; Actinopteri; Cypriniformes; Cyprinidae
Gene: dpys
Product: dihydropyrimidinase
Exons: 7
Coding region: 24-1112 (362 amino acids)
Biological process (GO): pyrimidine nucleobase catabolic process
Cellular component (GO): cytosol
Molecular function (GO): dihydropyrimidinase activity
Source: RefSeq, a predicted model, not a curated record